CAUAGAAGGCUUCUCCGUCUUGUGGGCACAUUCUAUGCACAUUGUGCUUAUCCAUCCUUAACUGAGCACCGUCCUUGUACUCUGCUAAACUGCAAGUAUGAAGCAGCUACUGGGCAGGUCUGUACUUUACACAUUUACUCUGUUGCUAGUAGCUGUUCAGGGGACUCAUUACAGGAUGUACGGAUACCCACCCCAGAGAGGGUACAUCUACCCUCCCAUCAUGCACUCCAGUGCAAUACGGCCAAUUUCCAGACCAGGAGUUUUAGCCAGCCCACCCCACACAGGCAAUAUCCGAAACAAGCCAGAAACAAGGACUCUACAACUGAACAAGCCUACAGAAACUGCUUGCAAGAGUCGCCCCAUGGACCUAGUUUUUAUUAUUGAUAGUUCUCGUAGUGUCCGUCCUCAAGAGUUUGAGAAAGUCAAGAUCUUCUUGUCAGACAUGAUUGACACCUUAAACACAGGCGAAACUGCCACGCGGGUGGCGGUAGUAAACUAUGCCAGCACUGUGAAAAUAGAAUUUUUUCUCAAGACCUACUUUAAUAAAGUUGCAUUGAAGCACGCUAUCUUUAAAAUCAGUCCACUGUCUACUGGUACCAUGACUGGGCUGGCUAUUCAGACUGCUCUAGAGGAGGCUUUCACUGUAGAGUCAGGUGCCCGUCAUAUAUCAUUCAAUAUUCCAAAGGUGGCAAUCAUUGUCACAGAUGGCAGACCUCAAGACAGGGUCCAUGAAGUCUCUGCCAGAGCACGGUCCUCCGGAAUAGAAAUUUAUGCUGUUGGUGUGGAUCGAGCUGAUAUGCAGUCUCUGAAGCUGAUGGCCAGCGAGCCACUGGAUGAUCAUGUUUUUUAUGUAGAAACGUAUGGUGUCAUUGAAAAGCUUACUUCUAAAUUCAGGGAAACACUUUGUGGUUUGGACUUGUGUGCACUGGGAAAACAUGAUUGUGAGCAUACUUGUGUGGCAAAUUCCAGAUCUUACUUCUGUCAAUGUCAUGAUGGAUACACCUUGAACCAAGACAAGAAAACUUGUGCCCGUUUGGACUUGUGCGCCCUGGAAAAACAUGACUGUGAGCAUACCUGUGUGCCAACCCUAGGGUCGUAUUACUGUUCAUGUCAUGAAGGAUAUACAGUGAACCCAGACAAGAAGACUUGUACACAGGAAGCUCGGCGGGUUGUUCAGACAGAAGAUCCAUGCAAAUGUGAAGCUCUUGUUGUUUUCCAGACAAAAACCAAUGCAUACAUUGAGUCGCUAUCUACCAAACUAGAUGAGCUCACCGAAAAAUUACAGGCUUAUGAACAAAGACGUGUUAAUUGAACAAUGGUGCUUUGGAUAUGGACAAUAUCUUGACUUUGUGCAAUAAGGAUUUGGAAGUGUUUGUGCUAUAUUGUUACUCUCUGCGUUUCAGAUGACAAAAAUAACCACACUGAAAGGAAUAUGGAUUAUGUAACAAUUCUUAAAUGAAAAUAAAUUUGAUGUCACUUAUAUUACAUUUUACAGUUGUUUGCAGAAUAUGAUAAAACAAUCAAAUUUUGCAUUAUUUUGUAAAAAACAAUAAACAACAUUGUUUGCUAGAGAAAGCUGUAACAUUUACCUGUCACUGUGUCCCCAGAAGAUAGAUUUUAUAAAAAUGCUUAAUAAUAAUUAUAAUUUUGAAACAUAGCCUUACUAGAAAAAAAAAUCAAUGAAAUAAAUAUGAUCAACAGGGUAUCUCAGAUUUCCAUGAAAAAAAAAGACUUUAAGGGAUAUUAAACUGCUGUGAAACUACAAAAGAAUAGAAGCUACUCACUAUAUUGUUGCAUUUCAUCCUGUUCCUGUAGCUCUUUUCAAAUCAGUUCUCCUGUUUUUAAUAGUUUAAAGGUGCCAGAUACUGAAGCUCUGCCUCUUCAUACUGGGCACCGCCAUCUUGGAGCUUAAGUAUUCUUACGCAUUAAAAAUAAAAAUUAAAAGUAUA
This is a messenger RNA of Bombina bombina (fire-bellied toad), 1949 nucleotides long. It is a transcript of the gene MATN3, whose product is annotated as matrilin 3. The transcript has 6 exons. Gene Ontology annotation, molecular function: calcium ion binding. The coding region runs from base 98 to 1312 and encodes 404 amino acids. The record is from RefSeq and is a predicted model, not a curated record. Lineage: Eukaryota; Metazoa; Chordata; Amphibia; Anura; Bombinatoridae.